Cydia pomonella (codling moth) is the source of this 6418-nucleotide messenger RNA. Its product is annotated as scavenger receptor class B member 1-like. Bases 119 to 1858 code for a protein of 579 amino acids. Gene Ontology annotation, molecular function: scavenger receptor activity. Lineage: Eukaryota; Metazoa; Arthropoda; Insecta; Lepidoptera; Tortricidae. Gene Ontology annotation, cellular component: membrane; cytoplasm. The record is from RefSeq and is a predicted model, not a curated record. The transcript is spliced from 12 exons.
ACGUCGUAGUUGGUCACUCCAGUUCAGUCUCAUCCGAACAUCGGGCGCGGACGGUCGUGUGCGCCUAUUUCAAAUCCACAUGUCAUUUCAUCUCAUUUAAUUAAAAAAAAGUGCAAAAAUGGUUGAAAAAUCAGUCCCAUUCCACGAGCAUUCGGAAGACAAAUGUCCUGAUCAUCAGGCGCUUGGGAAGAUGUCAUCAUCAGUUCCAAUGUUGGAAGAGAAAGUUCCCAGGAUCCUGAUACGGGAGGACACAGUCCUGGCCGGAUUGAAGGGUUGCGCCGGGUGCGGAGGGGCCCAUUUCACUUGCGCUGGAGUCACGAAACAGUGGUCGGCGUUGUGCUGGGGGAGACGGAGCGAGAAGAAGUACUAUUGUUUGCUAGUGAGCCUGUCUGCGACGUUCGUAUUGAGCCUCAUCGGAACAGUGUUCUUCUGUUUCACAAAUACCCUCAACAAUGCAAUAUUAUCUAACAUGGUAAUAAGAAACAACUCGAUGGCCUUUUCCCUCUGGCGGGCUCCCACCGUGCAGCCCCUGAUGAAGGUCCACCUCUUCAACUACACCAACUGGGAGAGGGUCAGGGAUGGUUAUGAAAGGAAACUGCACGUGGAAGACGUUGGACCAUUUGUCUAUUCACAGAAAGUGGAGCGCGUGAACAUAAAGUUUGAAGACGACUGGCUAUCGUACCAGGAGCGGAACACGUUCCGGUACAGACCAGACAAGACGGAGGGAGCACAGUUUGACAAGGUGUUCGUACCUAACCUGCCACUCUUGGGGGUGGUGUCAAAAGUGAUAGAGAUGAACAUAAACUCCAUCGCCCAGGUGGCAUUAAACGGCGCAUUGUUUUACGCCAAUCACAAGGACGCCUUCAUCGAACUGCCAGUUCACAGGUUCCUGUGGGGUUAUGAUGACUCAAUCAUUAACACGGCGAAGACUUAUCUGAGUUUGCAAGGACAAUUGAAAUUUACAAAUUUUGGAUUGCUUGCCACUAAAAACGGCACCGUAGACGAGCAUUUCACGAUCAACACGGGGGACCGUGACAUGGACAGAAUGAACGUGAUCGAGAAACUGAACGGAGAAGAUCAUCUGACUUACUGGGGCAACCCGGAGUGCAACAGUAUCGAAGCAACCGACGGUUCGAUCUUCCCCCCCACCCUACUAGAUCGAAAGACGACUUUACACGUCUUCUUCCCUCAGCUCUGCCGACGACUGCCUUUCGUCUACGAAAAAGAUAUCGUGACUGCAGACGGAAUCCAACUGCUCCGCUACCGCAUGCCAAUGAACGUGUUCGAUGACCACAUCAGCAACCCAGCUAACCAGUGCUACUGCGAGAUCGACUCCGGCACGUGCCCUCCGAAGGGCGUCAUCAACGUCACUGCGUGUGCCAUGGGUGCACCCGCUUUGGCCUCUCAUCCGCACUUCUAUCUCGGUGACCCAGAACUGAUUGAGAACGUCACUGGAUUGAACCCGGACCCAGUGCUACACGAUUCUUAUGUGGAUAUACAUCCGACGUUGGGCAUAUCGCUUCAUGGCAGAUCCAGCAUGCAGAUAAACAUCCAGGUGAAGAAAACGCCUAUGUUCCCUGCUCUCAGCUUCCUUGAGGAAGGAACCAUCUUGCCAAUCGCGUGGAUCGAGAUGACUGUCGAGGAGAUACCAGAAUCCCUUCGUACCAUGAUCUACCACGGCACAUUCUCGACAGCCGCAGCCCAGCUCGCGCUCACAGUCAUCUGUAUCAUCGCCCUCGUCAUCUCCUCCAUCUGCCUGUCCAUCAUGAUCUUCAGGCGGAGACAGAAACCUUGCGUAACGUUGAAGAAAGUGCUUCCGACUGAAGCGGAGCUGAAGGGCUUGAAAUCAGUUUCGUGAAAUAUUGGGUGACUUUUUGUGCUUCAAUUGUUGCGCCGUGGGAUAAGUUCUAUGGACGUUUUUAUGAACUUAUUGGCGGUAAUAGAUUUAAAAUUAUACUAAAAGAGGAGUUCUCCGGGAAAGAGUGGAAUGUCCCGUCCAAAAUGCUGGAGGAAGUUUUCGAAUUUAUUUAAGACUCUAUUAAGUCAUGUUUAGCUUUUUUAUUUUAAUUAGCGGGUGAUUCUGUCUUUGAUUUUUAUCUAGACAAUCCUUCAUAAAAUAUCAUAAAGUGUGUGGUUACAUCUAGAAUUUAUUUAUCGUAUGGCAAUACAGUUACUGGAUUUAAAUUAAAUACCUAUUGUUCUAGAGAUUGAUUUGCACUCUUCAAAUACUCGAUGGCCCUUUCACUGAGGUUCGCGAGGUUUUCAAUCCGUCCCUUGAAUUUGGUGAAAGGGCAUUCUAGAACAAUGUGUUUGAUCGUCUGCUCAGGGUCACCACACACGUACUGAAGGGAGUCUCAUCAGCCCCAUAAAUGCUAUUCUAGAAGCAUUCACAUAUAGAAGCAUUUGUUGGAUAGUUUAUGAAAAAUUUCGUUUUGGAAAAUCACCAGUUUUUACUCUAAGAAGAUAUUUUUCAUUUUUUUAAAAGUAUAUUUAAAUAAUAAUAUCAUUUACGUCGUUUAAUAUAUCGGUUUAGAAAUAUAAAUGUUAUAGCACCUUAGAUGUAUAAAUGAGUGUAAGAUGAUGUACAAAGUGGCCGACACUAAGGGUUGCCAUACGGAAAAAUGGAAUAUCCUGUCAUUUCCUGGCCGGUCAUUCAAUCAAUCAAUCAAACAUUGAUUCAGCAAAUAGGCCACAUGGGCACUUUUACAUGUCAAUUUUUUACAAGCAAUAAAAAUAACAAAAUACAAUUACAAAUAUGGAAUCAAUGAAAUAUCAGAUACUUUAUUAGAGAUGUAUACAGUCUCUAAAUGUCGAAUUACAGAAAAAACUCUAUGAUAAAAAAAUACAAACAACAAAUACUAAAGACAAAUAAUACUCUGAGAUAAUAAAAAAAAUCAUUAAAUUAUCCUUAGAGAUGUAAAGGAUCUCCAAGAUUUGAAUUCUUAUAUAAAUAUUUAAAAGAUAAGAAAUUAAAUCAGACAAACAGACAAGAACCGAAUGAAAUGUCUCACGUUAAUGCCACCCAGAAGUAAAGUUACAUACUUAUAACAUAACAUGUAGCCCGUGUAAGCUUAAACAGACCGGUCUCCCACAAACAGCAUACACAAGUAUAACGCGUAUCGUAUCUCAGCCAUUUCCCCAACAUCCCAAAAGCGCUCAUUAAAUCCCUUAUACACAAAACCUUUCGUCGGCCACUAGCCCUUCAACUCGCCGCCAUACCUUCCCUUUCCUUUACCAAAGGCCAAACUUUUAUCUAUCUUCUAUUAGUUUCCUUACCAAACCUCCUAAAAACCCUGAUACUCAUCAAGACCCCUCAUAAUCCCGACACAGGACCAACAAUCUUGACAUGUCAUGGAAAAACCUGACAUAUGGCAACCCUACCAAAACUGGGCGGCUACCGGGAAAAUCGAAAUUCGUCAAUUGCGGGCAUUUUUCUCUGUCACUCUAAUUACGUCUUAGUGAGAGUAAAAGAGAAAGAUCCCCGCAAUUUGCGAAUUUCGGUUUUCGCGGUAGGCCCCCUGGAACCAAAAAUACGUCACCAAUAUGGUUGUGGUGUUGUUUCGCUCUUAUGGAGCCUUGUCUGCAUUUAUAUGUUAUGUACUGUCAAAUGUCAAAAUAUGAUUGCAUAUAUUUUACUCAAAAACAUGUCUUUGCCCACAUAAGAGCUAUCUAUGGGACAUUUUUUGAGUAAGAUGUGUGCACUCAUAUUUUUACACUUCAAAGUAACGUGUCAAAGCAUGUGUUAUUAGUUUUAAUGUACGUUAAUUAGUACCUAGGGAAACAAUUAUUUACCUUGUAUGUGUCCCCUUUAUUUUUCUUUUUUUAAAGUGAUCGGUAAUUUCGUUUCAUUUUUAUGGCAACAUUUUUAUAUUAUUUUAUUAAAAGGAAGUGGUAUUUCUUUUCCAUUAGAAUUUUUUCUUAAUGUUCUUUUCAUUCUUUAAUUGGCUAUCUUAAAAUUGCUUGUUGGUAUUUAUUAAAUUAAACUACUUACGCUGUAUAAUGAAACUAGAUCAUUGAUUUACCCGUGUCUACAAAUGUCACCGGAAAUCGCGAGCGAUUUGCAAAAUAGGUACCUACUUACAUUGCUGCGUUUGAUCGAUCAAUUCGUUGAUCCUACUUAGCCAGCAAUUAUCUAAAAUCGCAUGCGAUUUGUUUCAACGUUAGUAAAAGCCUUAAUAACACCAUUUUUCAUUGAUUUACAAUCUGCCAUAAUUUUAAGUUUUGUAAAUAUUGUAUUUUGUAUAUUCACCUAAACAUGUUUGUGGGGUUAUUUGUUUAUUUUUAAGUAGGUUAAAGACAUCUAUGGAAAAACAGACUUCGUUGCAUUGCAUCGCAUUUUGUUGAUCCUUUGUCCGUCAAUGACGUCAUCUGACGCGUGGGGCUUCAGUCCAAUAUCAACCUUUGUGUAUUCCGACAAGGUUCACGAUGACGCGCCGAACACGAUUGAUAGGCGUGGCGUUCAAACAUUGAAAUUCAAAGGACGGGCCUUACUGGCAAUAAGAAUGGGGCCAGUACAGCGGUGUCACGCACACCAAUUCGAGCCAAUCGUGUAGUUUAACGCCGCAACGCGAUAGGUUGAUGAGUUCGCAUCAUGCACGCGAUGGGUGCAACUAGUUGCGUUAGACUGCACGAUUGGCUCGAAUUGGUGAGUGAGACCGCUGAACUAGCACUAUUUUUUUAUACUACGUCGGUGGCAAACAAGCAUACGGCCCGCCCGAUGGCAAGCAGUCAACACAACACUAUGGGAUGCCUCCCUGUCACACUUACGUACAAAUGUACAAGUGCGACAGAGAGGCAACACGUCGAACGUGGUUCACUGUAGGCCCUCUGGGGGCCUACCGUGAAAACCGAAAUUCGCAAAUUGCGGGGAUCCUUCUCUUUUACUCUCACUAAGACGUAAUUAGAGUGACAGAGAAAAAUGCAUGCAAUUGACGAAUUACGAUUUUCCCGGUAGCCGCCCUGUUGUCAUUGCAAGAAACGUAUCGAAUAAUCGAGUCAUGAAUACAUGUUUGUUGACAAAUCCUUUUUUUAGUUAGGUGUAGCUUUUGUAAAUAAUAGAUACAAUACAAUUUUGACUAAGUAAUAAUUUAUGCAUAAGCUGAUUGUUCAUAGUUUUAAGUUACAAUUACAAGCAGUCCCAUAGCCGACGGCUGUAAGAAGCGAGUAACGAUGACUAUUCUUUUUUUACAUUUAUUUAGAGACGAUUCAUUAUGUUCAACGAUUAAUAUAUGCAUCUCUUUUAUUUAUGGCAUCUUCAAACGUCACUGCAUGUGAUUUGCAAUAUGUUUGCAAUACAUUACGGCAUUUGGUGGAUCGACUGAAUUCGUUGUUCCCUACUUGGGCAGCAACACUCGAUUAUAAGAUGGCGAUGGUUUAAUUAUAUCUAUGUAUUUAGAAUUACAUACUUUUUAAAGCCAAUUUUUAUUUAUUUAAGACGGUAGAGACACUAUGAUUAUUUUCAUUGAAAGUGAGAACAAUGUCCAAUGAAAAUAGAAAUACAUAGAAAAGCUCUCAAAUAUUACUAACUAUACUUUAUUGACCGUAUAAAAUGAGAACAUUUUACUUUCCAUUCUUUUCGCUAGAUGCCGCUACGCGUGUAUUUACUCUCCUAUUUUGUAUGUGAAUUUGUUAUGAUAUGAAUAUAAUGUUUUUAAAAUUCCAAAUUGUACUUAGACUAAGAGUAGAAAUUCCAAGGUUAGGGUAUACGUAAUUUUAUAUAAGAUCUGAUAUUUCUAAGAUAGCUCAAGAUGUAAAUAUUAAAUAUCUCUACCGUCAUGUAAAAACGGCCUGUUUAUUUUUAUUCUUCUGUCAAACAUUUGCGCUGAAAAUCCAUGUAACCAUUAUUGAAUUCAGAAUCUAAGAUCUGUAAAUGAUCUUAUUAAGGCCCAAUGUACACUGUUUCAAUGGAAUUUGAACCUUUCGUAAAGAUUUUUUUUCAUAAUUUCAACAAAAAGAAAUUAAACUGAUUCCGAGUAGGUCUUAUUAUAACAAGAUUCAAAGUUACCUAGCAAAUAUUGUGUAUGGUGGCUGUUAUUAAGAAUAUUUUAUAAGGUUUAUUUCCAGAUGUUACCACUAAGUAACAGCUGGCACAUUUUUCUUACCCGUUACCACUGGGAACAGUUAAGGAAAAAUCCCAGUGAUUACAACCAUAAGGUUUUUAAUUUUUUUUUAUGUUAACUUGUUGGUAAGUGGAAUAACCAAGGAACGCGCACCUGUUGGCUUUUUUUGAAUUUUGAAUCUACUAUGUCAAAAGCAGGUAUUUGGUAUAUAGUUAGGGUCGAAAUUUCAACGCAUUUUCUAAGUAUAUUGGGCGUUUCACGGGCCAGAACAUAACAUGUACUUAAAAAAAUAAUGAACAUCGAUGUGAUACGAGUAUGCGGACCAUGUUUUUAACGAUAAAUAAAAAAAUAUCAAAUUA